CUUUUCCUGUAAAAUUUUUCUGCUUAUUUGCGCAGCAAGACUUCCUGGGUUGGAGUCAGCAUUGAGAAAUAUUAGACAGAAAACACAAUUAUCAACAUCUUCAAAGAGCCAGCAUAAUACUGGAGGAAAUAAUGGACUCCCCAACAAAUAUCUUCCUUUUUGCUUGUAUCUUUACAUUCACACUGUGGAAUAAUAUCCACUUAUCUGUGGAAAAUGAAUUUAUUGAACACUAUUCAAGCAGCUUUCUAGCUUGGGUUCCAAAAACAUCAAGACACAGAACAGUGUUGUAUUUAUCACAGAAAAAUAUCUCUGAACUUCAUCUCUCAGAUUUCAGUUCUCUGCCUGAACUGCAAGUAUUAAAUCUGUCUCAUAAUCUAAUCAGAGAACGUGACUUCAAUGUUUUCAAAUUCAAUGAGAAAUUAGAAUGCUUAGAUUUAUCUCAUAAUAACUUGUGGAAUAUGUGCUGUCAGACUCUUGCUAGUCUUAGACAUUUAGAUCUUUCUUUCAAUAAAUUUAAAACCUUGCCCAUCUGUCAGGAAUUUAGCAAUAUUUUGAACCUGGAAUACCUGGGACUGAGUGCCACAAUGAUACAAAAGUCAGACUUCAGAGGUAUUAAACAUUUGCAACUGCAAACUGUGUUCCUAACCUUAGAAGACCUUUCUCAUUAUGAAUCCAUGAGUCUGACAGUCUUAAACACAAAGAACCUUCACAUUGUUUUCCCAAUAAACAAAAACUUCGCUUUUCCCCUUUUGUAUGAUGGAAUGAGCACUUCAGAGAAGUUAGAAUUGUCAAAUAUUAAAUAUAACUCUACAGAUUUCCCUUUCCCUCCUUCUGAGCCUUUGAAAUUCAAGACAUUCAAUCUGAGGUUCAACAAUAUGGAUUUGUCCUGGAGUAUCCUUUUGCAAAUUUUCAUGAUUGUUUGGUAUACACCUGUAGAAUAUUUUGCUGUGAAAAAUUUGACCUUUUGGGGAUCUAUUCUGACCAAUACUGACUUUUCACUCUUAAGCUAUCUGGCACCAUUUGUCUAUUCAGGUAGUUCAAUGAAAGCACUUAUACUGGAGGAUAUUCGUACUAAGGUAUUUUCUUUCUCUCAAGAGAUUCUGUACAAAGGAUUUUCAGAUAUGAACACUGAAAAUUUGACAAUAUCUGUUGUGUAUAUGCCACACAUGCUUUGCCCUUCUAACACUAGCCCGUUUCAAUAUUUAGAUUUUUCAUACAAUGCCCUGACAGAUGAGGUAUUUAAGAACUGUGAUACUCUGGCUCAUUUGAAAAUGCAUAUCUUACAGAGAAAUCAAUUAGAGAAUAUUUCCAAGGUGAGCUCCAUGACGAGUAAAAUGAAAUCAUUGAAACACUUGGACAUAAGUAGGAAUUUGCUGUAUUAUGAUGAGAAUGAGAACCACUGCCACUGGGUUGGAACGCUAGCUAAACUGAACAUCUGAUCCCAAACUUGGAGAAGGAAGAUAGGUCUGUACAGAUCUGUCUGCAUGAGAGGAACUUCAUUCCAUUCAAGUCCAUUAAGAAGCUUUCCUAUGUAAGGCCUACAGGAUUUGGCCCUAUAUUUCUCUUUUAAUACUUCUUGCUUUGCUGCACGUAAGCAUUCUGGUUGGCCUAGAUCUGCUUACAAAGGAGGUACAGAAUUUCUCAGAAAUCUCUAUUAAUUAUUUACUGUAUAUUAGUUAAUACCUGAAGUUAUGAAGAAAAAUGUUUUACAUGGUAAUGCUCAAAAUUGCUACAAUCUACAAGGAUCAUAUCAGUCCAUAACAGCUCACUUUUUUGUAUCUUAUUUUUGAUGAAAAGAAAUUACUAUAUAUUUUGACCUGUUUUCUAUUAGGAAUUGACAAAGAUAUAACAGGAACAAAAGAAUCCUUUACUUUUUCAAUUUACCACUUUAUUGACCAGAUUGCCCUUACUUGGAAACACCAUAAAUGGCCUGUUCAUUUAUAAAACACAUUUUAUUUUAUUAUAGCCAGUUAUCUCCUUCAGCAACUAAUGAACAAUCUACAUUACUCUUCAUUAUUUUUAGCUGAGAGGGAGAGAGAGAGACUACACAUAGUCACGCAGAUAUUUAUAAAAUGUAUUACAUACAUUGUAUUAAAGAAAAGUCCAUUUUAUUUACAGAACAUCAAUAACAAAGCAAAAUAUGCAUUAAAAAGGGGAAUUCGCAUAUGUUCUAGUUAGCGGGAUAUUUUUGAUUAGCAAAACUGAUACUGAAUUAGCCAAUCUAUUUACUAUUUCGAUGCAGAAACUUCUCAUUUUUGGUAGUUCUUUCAGCUCCAGACAGUGUAUUUUAACUCUAAUACCCUAUUCUCUUUGUAUGUGUGGGAAACCCACAAUGGAUUUAGCCACAGGGCUUGGAAGGGAAGGGUUACAAUAUUGAGGGGAGGGUCUGGGGUUGCUGAUGUUAGUGUGCCUACAUCAGAGCUCAACAGCUUUUCACUUCUGUUGCAUGCUAUCUUACAAUUGUGUCAGAGUUUGGAGGUUUGCUCAGAGGGGAGUUUGGCAGAAGUGGUCCCAGUCACCCCACUUGGGUUCAGGUUUGAGAUAUGGGAGAAAAACAGAUGGAACAGACCCCACACAUUGAGAUUGGAGUCUGUCAUAGGGUAGCUGUUCCCAUGGAGAGACCAAGUGAAGCUCCUUUGGACCAGAGCAGGCAAGUCCAAUCCAGAGGACUGGGCUACACCUGGGCCUAUAAAGGGCUGCUAAUGGAGGGGAGGAAUGGAGACAGGCUAUGCCCUGAGGAUAAAAAGCCAUACUGGAGUGCAGCUAGCUCCUGUGGCAGGGACCCUGGAGCAAGGAGCUCGGGCUUGUGCUCAUGGAAGCAACCCUAGGGCUGUUGCUUCAGGAAAGCAGUGGAGCAGACUGAAACUGGGAAGCUUCCAGGAGUAGGGGUGGCAGAGAUGCCUGGCAUGGAUCGCUCUGAAGCCUGAGGCUAAGUAAUGAGUUAAUUACUUAUUAGUGAGACUUUCCUGAUUGUUAAGAAAAUAAACCUCCUUGUUGGAGAGGGAGAAGCUGGGCCGGGUGACAGAGUCAUUAAUUCAGGGGUUGGAGAGAAAAAUUCAGACCCCGGCUCAGACAGGGAAUGUUGAUUCAUGACAUAGGAUCACUCUUCUGGGAUCCGGGGGGGAGGGGGCCUCAGGACUUUAAGGGUUUCAUAGAGGUUAGUUGAGAAUAUGAUUACGCAGACGUGUCAGACCAAGUGGGAGUUCUGCAACACUGACGAUACGAUAUUGAGAGGUGAAUACAUAGACAUUUUAGCACUGCUCCACUGGGAAGCUAUGACAGACAUUAAGAUGGGACAGGACAAGCAAAGCAAGGACAAGCCAAGCAUCCAAGGAUGGCUAGAACCUGGAAAAACUGGGAAGCAGCUUUUUUAAUCUACACAGGUGUCGUUUCAGAACAAUUGCUGGGAAGAAGCCUGGAUAUAAUCAGGAGGGCAUAUAAUACAUUUGGAGGCAUGGUUUGAUUUAACUAUAAUGAGUGAUUUAGACUGAGAGCUGCAACUCAGACUAGGAUUUGAUGGGACAUCCUGAUUCAUAUGCGGUGGUUGGGAUGCAUGACACCACGGGGGCCAGGUGUUCACACUGAUAGUGGCCUGUUUACUACUCAGCAUGUCCACUAGAGACUUGAUGUUCUGAAUAACAUUUGCUGGACUUUUAAUGAGGGUGGGUGUUUUUGGAACAUCUACAAAUUUAAACAUGGCUACAAGCUGUGUUUUGGGGCCUAUGCAGCCCACAACUGCUAUAGCUUUAAGGGAAAGCAAUAAUAUGGUAGAAUAUGCAGGGUAAACCCAUAGGCACCCGCACCGCAGGUAUCACCAUGAAACUUUAGGGCCUAUGACAGGAAUUUUAACAAUUUUGUGCAAUAUGAGGAGGAGGGAAAGCCUGGCGAUGAUAUUGCUGAUUCCAGACCAGAAGCUUCAAAACAUGGUGUCUCUGGUUACCUGGAGGCUUGCAGCAGCUACCAUCUCCAUUUGCCCUUCGGGCUUUACAUUUGUCAGUAGCAUGAGGGGCUUACCCAGAUCCUUGUAGUAGGUUCUUAGUUUGGAGGAUUUCAGUGGAGUGGUCUUGGCACGUGGACCCUAGAAAAGAUCCAUGUCACCACACCACUGUUCAAAUGCAUAGAGACUUAAUGCAAAUUCUCAAUCAAAUAUAGAAGAAGAUAGGAGGCAGCCUUGUUCAAGGGUUCAUUCCUAGUAGCAUUAUUGGAGCUUUUAGAGUUAGCAAAUUCAUGCGUGGGUCAGCAAAGGAUAUUUCUAUAAGGGGUUCGGAGUGGAGGGAUAUACAAUGAGAAGAGAAAUCAGUCAUCUUAACUGUGAGGAUCUCGAAAGCUGAUGGGGGAGGCAAGGUGAGUACAUAAUGCUACAGGUACCGGCAGUGGGUAUCAUAGGCCAGGGAUUCUAAGCCUCCCUUAACCCAGGCCACGGCCCCACCCAUGCUCCACCCAGAGACUUUGCCAUCUCUCCUCCUCUCCCCCAAAGCAGGCAGGGGCUCGGCUUGGGGCUGGCCGGCAGCCUGGAGGUUGGGCUGGGGCUCAGGGCCAGCCAGCAAGGAUAGGGCAGGCUGGUUGGCAGCCCAGUGCUGUUUGGCCAAGGCUUCUGUGUGUGUGUGUGUAAAUGGGCUCUGAUGGGUUAUGAGGGCAGAAGGGGUGGGACCGCGGGGCUAGCCUCCCUGAAGUGGGUAUUCAUGUGCUGCCGAUGGCUGCAGGAGGGGGGUGAGGCAAAGAUUUACGCUGUAAGGGCACUAAGGACUUACACAGCAAUGGUGUCCAUUGGCGAGGAGCCCCUCUUUAUUUAGGGUGAUGGAAAGCCCCUCACAACAUACAGUGCAUUACAGUUUUCAAACAAAGGCUUACAAAGUUCAUGUUAUCAGUCAAAAAUCUGGUUCCCAUGCUUUCCAGGUAGGGGCUGCUAUGACUGCAGCUGAGCUAGAACUAGGGGCUACAUCAAUUCAGGCAAUUGGGCAAUAGCAUUCAAGUGCAUACAGGACAUACAUGAGACCCGAGGUAGAGAAUCAGAGCUAAUUCUCUUCUCUUACUUUGAGGAUCAUCAUGCAAAUAGGCUAAGCAAGUGGUAGUGUGGACUUGCAGGCAUAGUAUUGCUUCCUGGGUGCAUAGGUGGGCUUCCAAGUAAUUGGACAGUUCACAUCUAGGCCUGGGGAGUGAGGCAACCCUGAGCUGGCAUGGAAGAAGAGACAUACUAUGGGACCAGCUGCUGCACCUUGUACACUCUUUGAAAGCCAGGGAACAGACACUAGAUGCAAAUGUUGUUCAUCUCAGUUUAAAAAAAAAAAAAAGGAUGGAAUCUAUGGAUAUCUGAGUAGCUGGUGAGAGUGGGAGAGGCAGCCAAGCAUUUUGCCGGUGCCUCCAUGUGGCCGAUGUCCAGUACAGUACUUGGUAUGGAAGAAUUUGAAGGAAGGCAUCCCUUAUGGGAACUGAGUAGGAGGAUUUUGGAUUCCUACAUCUUGUUAGUGGGGAGCUAAUCCCCCUCCUUUCCCUGGUCCCCUUUAAGGGAGCUGAGGAAGAGUGUAUAGGGCUCCUAUGUCAGGAUCAGUGGGGGGCCAACCCCCUCCUCCCUGCAUUGUACAAUUUGUUCUUAGUUACUUCCAGAUAUUAUAAGUGAAUAAAGUUGUAGCCUAAUUAAACCAACCCAUGGCCUCCUAUCUUUCAUCUGGCUUGGACGGACAAUUCAAGGUGGCCUGAUUUCAGAGGUUCUGAGAACACACUACUCACUGACUUCAGUGGCACACAGCAUCUUUGUAAAUGAGGCCAUUUAAUUAGAGUGUAAGUAUGAAUUUAGAUGCCUAGUUUUAGGCACCCAGGUUUGAAAAUGCUGGCCACAGAUUUUAUCAAAUCUUGCCCGAAAGAGUAUAUUGUAUGUUUGUCUUGGACCUAUUCAUGAAAUGGCUUGUGGGAGAAUUCACUCCUGUUCAACACCAAGCUGAUGCAUUAUUUAAGCAUCACGCACCAAUUCAACCCUAAGAUUUCAGUGGGAACUGGUGAGUGCAUACUUCAUUGGGCUGAGAGCUCAAUACUUGAAAUUCAAGCCACUUAGGACUUGGGGGAGAUUUUCAUAGGCAGAAGGGACUUUAGAGCUGUUGGUGAGUAUAUUGGUGGCACAGUUCUCUCUGAGUCAUUACUGAAUCAGUGCCCCUAUAGGUGACUAGAGAAGAUGUAUAAAACUAAUGUUCUGAUCACUCCUAGUUAUUAAAGAUUGGAUGGAAUUUUUCACAAGAAUAGCAAUAUUACCUCUGGUGUCACUGCCAAGUUCCAGCUGGGAUAGUUACCUACCUAAUUUCUCCCUCAUCCCAACAAUGUCAAUUUGGAUACAUAAUUCUUAACUUAGUAUCCUAAACUGUUGUGUAAUAUUGCUGUAUGCUGUUAAACAGCUGUCCGGCUAAACUCCAGAGGUGGCUGCAUUUCAGCACUGGAUGGGCUGACAUCUAUAAUCACUUUACAUACUGCAGUGUCAUGAAAGGUGCUGUAUAACUGUCAGAUAUAUUAAUGAAACACAAGGCAGGACUGGAAGAGCUCUAUGUACGCUUGAAAGCUUGUCCCUUCCACAAACCGAAGAUGACAUCCAAUAAAAGAUAUUACCUCAUCUACCUUGUGUGUCUCAUAUCCUCGGAUCAACGCAGCUACAGCAACACAGCAAACAGGUAUAUUAAUAGUUAUUAAUAACAUAGGCCAGCCAUCUGCCUCUACCUAUAUAGGACUUUUACAAGUACUAAAUUAUACAGCAAAGAAAACUAUCAAUCUGUCAAAAAUACGUAUUCUUCUAUACCUUAAAACACAUUUACCUGUUCCCAAAGACCUAAAACAAAGUGAAAAAAAUUAAACAAAUGAUUAUCAUUAAUUUUAUUGAAAAUAUUGAGGUGACAUUUACCAGCACUUAUUCUGUCCUGUUUACAAGAUGUGAAAAAGAAGAAGUAAAACAUCUUAACUUAGAUUUCCUUACUUAUGCAAAGCAGUGAAAUCAACAAGAUAUUUCUUCCUGUUAGCUAAUUUCUGGUAUUGUGGUUUGUUGAAGCUCUCAAACUUAGUUUGUUGGGAAACAUGAUUUUUUUAUUUCUUUCUAAUUUGCAGGUAGCUGGGAAAGAGAUACUUUGAUUCCUGAUGUUCUCCAAAUAUGAUUACUAACCAGUAACAUUCUCCUAUACUUUUCCUUUCCUCCCACAAAAGUCCAACUCAAAGGCAAAGUGCUAAUUUCAUUGUUUACCUAUCAUACCCUGCUCUACUGGGAUUUACAAUACAGUGCAGAGUCCCUCUCAAGGAGCAAACUUUUUUUAAUUUGUUUUUGGAAAUGUUUCUUGUAACUUCCUUGCUGUAAAUGUAGUUUGUUUUUCUGAAAUUGAACAGGAUAGUGUGCUUCUGGCCAGGGGAUAUACAAAAUGUUGGUUCCUCUUGGCUUUGGCUAAAUGCCACAAGAACUUUCGUUUCCUUAUAGGUUAAGUGAGGAAAUGUGCCCUUGCCAAGAACUUUAAAAAAUGGUUGCCUAAAGUUAGGCUCCUAGGGAGAGACUUUCAAAGGCACAAAGGGGGAUUUAGGCACCCAGCUCUCAUUGACUUUUCAAUAGAAGUUGGGUGUCUAAAUGCCCUUCAUACUAUUGAAAUUCUCUCCUUAAGUUAUUAGAGGCCUGAUUUUUUUUCAAGUAUUGAGCACCAACCAGCUCCCACUAAAUCAUAGGCAGUGGAGCACUAUGACAUUUUGAGUCAGGCAUACAAUUCUACACUUGCAUGCAAAAUGGCAUCCUCCAUGCCGUGACCUUGCUCAUACGGUGUGUGCGAGGUCACACUGUGUGGCAGAUACUAUUUUGUUCUACAACAUGGUAUCCUCCAUGUGCAUUUGGAGUCUGGACGGAAUUGCCCUGCUGUCACAACUAGUCAUGGGGCAUGCAAUGCCUAGACAGGCAGCACACCACUGGUCGUAGAAGUUAAGUGGUACAUGAUAUUUUAGUGGUGCCUCAUCUUUGUGCUGGCCCUCUCCAUGGGGGUGAAUUUCAACACCAGAGAACAGGGUAAGUGAAUUUUAUAAACAAAAAAUAAAUAUUUAACAAAGAUUGGGAGAACAAUCUUGAAAACAUUAGGAGAUCUGGGUAUGCAAAGACUGCAUAAUCUCUGGGGGAAAGCUAGAUGUACUAGCUGAUUAAUUUUUUAAAUGUCUGAUGAAAUUUUUUAAUUGUAAUUAAUUCACUUGUUUCUUAAUAAGUUUGUCAUUUUCUAUGUUCAUCUGUAUUUAUAUGGAGUAAGAGCGACAUCCAGUGGCCAGCUGUUUAAUCGUUGUUGAGUAUUUCCUGUAUAUCUCUUAAAGGAUAGCUUGCAUUAGAAUAGAUAAAGCACACUCUUCCUCUGAAUAAAAUGUCACAAUAGAAAGAUAAUGAAUUGCUUAUCCAGUUCAACACAUUCAGGAAUAUCUCCCAUGUGCAGGUUCAUGUACAGCAAACAACAUAACAUGCUGCUUAGAGCCUGGGACUCAAGAUGCAAAGAUUUGAGUGCUAUAUCUACCAGUGAUUUGGGGCUUGCCUUUUGGAAAGUCAAUUACCUCUUGGUGCCUCAGUUUCCCAUUUUGUAAAAUGCACAUAUCUACUCGUUUUUACUAAAUUCUGUGAGAUCUGGCAAUGCACAGCGUUGUAUAAGCAGUAAAUAGUAUCAUGUAUGCCCUAACAGGUGGUUCCAUGGGAACCAUUAGGAACUGGUGCUAAACAGAUGCUUUUAUUCUCAUUUAUUUAAUAUUUUAAUUGUUGUUUGUAGGGACUUAUUUUACUUUAUUUGUUUCUUCUAUAUAGUUACCCAAUACCAUAUUACUUUAUUUUCAAAAGUUUUCAAAAGUAAGUGCUCAUGAUUUUGAUUUGCUGGGCCUGUCUCCUCUCCCAGUUACUUCAGGUGGUUUGCUGAGUAUUUUGUGUGUGUGUGUGUGUGUGUGUGUGUGUGUGUAUGACGGGAGAACACACAGAAACUCAGAACAGACAAAGGGGGUAGGGUGGAGAGGCAGAGGCAAAAAGCAUAAAAGCUGAGCAGUAGAUUGUGAGCACAGUGUGACCCUGGAAAAAACUAGCAAGGCAGCUUUUGGGUCUGGUGUUGGCUAAAGAGGGUUGGCACUGUAAGUUAAGAAUCUGCUCCUUUUUGUUCUUGGUUCCUCCUAUGUUUGGAGGAGCAGGACUGUGAUGCAGUCUUGAUUAUUUACACUGAAUAUAUGAAAACACCAGACUCCAUCAAUUUCUACUUCCAACUGGAAGAGGGCCUCACAAUUUGAUUAACCAUUCAGCUUGAAAAGGGGAACAUCUGAAUAUGACUAAGAAAAUCCCUGAUCCUGCAAUGAACUAACCUGACAUCAAUGCAGCUCUGUGUUCCCAAAUCAUCACUGACUGUUGUGUAGUUUAGUCCUUGACAUCUCUAAUAAUGAGGAGUCCGAUGGCACCUUAAAGACUAACAGAUUUAUUUGGGCAUUAGUAAAAAACCCACUUCAUCAGAUGGCUAUUCCACAGCUUUUCCUGACAGUCUGUUUCAUGGAGUGAGUUCAUAGUUCCAAGAUUGCCUGAGUUUCUAAGUGAAAUUUAUGUCUUUGUCUACCCUUGCAGUUUAACAAUGUUCAGCAUCGGUUCAGUUGUAAAUGUUGCUCACAUCCUUUAUUGGUGAGGAGUAACUUCCUCAGUGUAAUGCAGAAUUCCUUCUCUUCCACCUCCAUCUUUCAUUACUCUCCUUUUUUCCCACCUAUAUUCGCCUUCUUUCUCCUCUUUUUCUCCACUGCCUGGUAGCUUAUACUGGGUCUUUGUCAGAGUGAGCUGAUUGCCUUACUGAAUAUUCUGUAAUUUGUAAGAAAAGCCCAAGAACAAUGAAGUGAGUGCCAACCAAUAUUCUCAGCUGCAUCUGCCCAGCAUCCUGGAAAGCUGCCCUUGCAGGACAUUCUGGACACUAAUCCACCAGGUGAAUGCAAUGACCCAUUUCUACAAAUUGUCAAACAGGAGCUUGGCAAUGAAAUCAAUUGCUUUAACAGUCCUGAGAAGUACAUUACAGCUGGCAUGUGCCUCACCAUCAUAAAUACUCUGUAAAACAUGUACAAUUUCUAAACAGACCCAGAGCCUGAGUGCCAGCUACAUUCCCACAUUUUAUCUGUCUGGCACUACCAGCUAGCUGCCUGCAGCAUUGUUGAGGCUUGAAGCAUUAACACUUGGAAUUCUGCUUCUUCAUCCACAUCUGUCUGGCCAAGAAGAUAAAAUGUCAAUAUUUUUCAUAUGAAGUGACACUAGUGUGCUCUGUUUCAGAGUAGCAGCCGUGUUAGUCUGUAUUCACAAAAAGAACAGGAGGACUUGUGGCACCUUAGAGACUAACAAAUUUAUUUGAGCAUAAGCU
Molecule: messenger RNA, 10343 nt
Organism: Dermochelys coriacea (leatherback sea turtle)
Lineage: Eukaryota; Metazoa; Chordata; Testudines; Dermochelyidae
Product: toll-like receptor 1
Biological process (GO): inflammatory response; immune response; toll-like receptor signaling pathway
Cellular component (GO): membrane
Molecular function (GO): transmembrane signaling receptor activity; lipopeptide binding; Toll-like receptor 2 binding
Source: RefSeq, a predicted model, not a curated record